Molecule: messenger RNA, 1744 nt
Organism: Gadus morhua (Atlantic cod)
Lineage: Eukaryota; Metazoa; Chordata; Actinopteri; Gadiformes; Gadidae
Gene: josd2
Product: Josephin domain containing 2
Exons: 5
Coding region: 263-826 (187 amino acids)
Biological process (GO): protein deubiquitination
Molecular function (GO): cysteine-type deubiquitinase activity
Source: RefSeq, a predicted model, not a curated record
UUUCCCGCCCAAUCUUGCUCAAUCUGGCAACACUACAAUAAAGCUGUCAUAGCCCAGCCUGUAAAGGGGGAGAUGUUAUGUCAGUAGGUUUUUAUCUCUCUCUAGUUGUAUGAGAACGCGUUCUAUGUGUUCUAUGUGUAUUAUUCUUUAUGAAAGAUAACUUUACUUCCAGUUUUGUUGUUCGGUCUUUACGUUAUACACACAGCAGGGUAAGGGAUAGCUAGGAAGUUCAACUCUGCUAGUUAACCUACGUUAUCUAAGUAUGAACGAAGGAGAGGUUUUCCAUGAGAAGCAGAGACUGGAGCUGUGCGCCAUCCAUGCCCUGAACAACGUGCUGCAGGAGCGGGUGUUCACCAAGGAGACGGCCGACGACAUCUGCAAAAGGCUAGCUCCACAAUGUGUCGUGAACCCACACCGGUCAAUGUUAGGCACAGGAAACUACGAUGUCAAUGUGAUCAUGGCAGCGCUGCAGAGCAGAGAACUAGCGGCAGUAUGGUGGGACAAGCGCAGGACAGUACAGAAUCUCUGCUUGACUAAAGUCCAGGGCUUCAUAUUGAAUGUUCCUUCCCGGGUGUCGCUGGGAAUAGUGUCCCUCCCUCUCAGGCGACGCCACUGGCUAGCGGUGUGCAUGGUUAAUGGACAGUACUACAACCUGGACUCCAAGUUAAAGAAUCCCGUCUGCAUCGGAGGGGAGGCAGAACUAUGUUCGUUCCUCAGGGAGCAGCUCGCUCCAGAGGUGGCCGAGAUGCUUCUGGUCGUCCGGCAGGAGGUGGAAGAGGACGGCUCGUGGCUCAGCCCGGACAACCCGAAGACUGAUUCUCUUUGAGGGGUUUCGGGGGGGACAGUAGUACAUCCACCCAUACCCAGCAAGGAAGAGCUGUCGCUUUACAGUGAUGGGAGGGGUUGGGGGGGUAGGGACAUGCUUCAGAGAACUCUUCAGGGAGUGCACUAUGGAUAUGUUUGAAUUUCUGUGCACGUUCACAUUAUACACACACACACACACACACACACACACACACACACACACACACACACACACACACACACACACACACACACACACACACACACACACACACACACACACACACACACAGUAGAAUCUCCAAAGAGAAGCAAAGGUUAAGGCUUGCUUCCAACAUGAAGGACUGUUAAGUGGUGAUGGCAACUUGGUUCCAACCUGCGGGCGAAUGCUUUGUCCGCUCCUGUAUCUUCUCGGUACCGUGUAUCAAAUGGUGUACUCAAACUUGUGUAUUUUUAAAGUGUCGCUAAAGUAUGCCUUUUUUACGAUCGUUGAGCAGAUAUCAUGUCAUCCACAUUGUUUUUGCAUGCACUCCGCCCACUGCGAGUUGCUAAGAACAACGGGAACGUCCAUAUCAAGAGAAGUGACGUGUGAAAAUGUUCCAAGCAUCCUUGACCCUGACAUUUAUGUACCCAGUAGCAACAAACACGAAGUAGGUAAUACACUCUCUCACCACUUGCUACUUUCUAUGCACUGCAGAGCUACGCGGACCUGUUGGAACCGGGUGUCUUUUGUUUGUUUAUCAAUAUACACAGGUACUGUAAAGGCACUAAUACAACAUUAACAGGCUCAUAUUCGUAGAUCUAUGCAUUUCCAAAAGAAAGAAAUUGGGAAUACCAUAUUUUGUUACCAAUGUAUCUUUCAAAAGUUCCAACACAACUCAGAGGUUUGCGAUAAUAAUUAUUACAUUAAACAUUUUGUAUAAAGAAGUGUUCAAAUGAA